Bombyx mori (domestic silkworm) is the source of this 1628-nucleotide messenger RNA. RefSeq lists its product as uncharacterized. The coding region runs from base 561 to 1241 and encodes 226 amino acids. The record is from RefSeq and is a predicted model, not a curated record. Lineage: Eukaryota; Metazoa; Arthropoda; Insecta; Lepidoptera; Bombycidae. The transcript has 3 exons.
GCAACGCGGGCCAAACGUUUCAAAGAGUUAUAGACGAAGUUGUCCAAGGUUUCGACUUUUGCUUUGCGUACGUUGACGACAUAUUAGUGUGUUCCCGUGAUGCUCUUCAGCAUGCUGCACACCUUCGUACUCUUUUCAAGCGAUUUGACGAUUACGGAAUCGUUAUCAACCCCGCAAAAUGUGUGUUUGGUGCUCCUGAGGUUACUUUUCUCGGAAACAGAAUAUCCGCUGACGAAACACAACCACAAUCAGAGCGCAUUCAAGUUCUAAAACAUUUUCUUUCACCACAGACCGUACAAGGACUCCGUCGUUUCUUUGGGAUGGUUAAUUAUUAUCGCCGAUUUCUGCGCAAUGCGGCCAAGUUACAAGCACCGCUAGUCAACGCGAUCGUGGCCGCCCGAGGUAAAGCCUUCGUCAAACAGAACGCGUACUUAGCGCCGCGUUAUAGCGUUGCGUUCUUUCAUGUCACACAAAUUAACUUGUCCGACGCUCCUUGACGCAACGCAUUCGCCAAAUCAUAGCGCCUUUCGAUAGCAGUGUGAAAAUUUAAAAGUAUUAAGAUGUCGAAUGAUUCAGAUGUGGGAGAAUUGUUACUUUUAUAUGCUCUAUCACGAUCACAGAAAAAAAGAGUAUGGGUGCACGACAUUAAUAAGAAGAGAAAUGAUUUAGGAGAAUAUCAUCGGUUGUGUCGCGAGCUUGCAUCACAUGAAGAUCGUUUUUUUACAUACUUUCGUAUGUCUCAAGUUUUAUUCGAAGAACUACAUGACCUGCUCAUCCCUAAAAUAAGCAAAUGCACUACAAACUGGAGGACGCCUAUUUCUACAAGAGAAAGACUUGUAAUCUGUCUAAGGUACUUAGCUACGGGUGAUUCACACCAAACCAUAGCCUUCUCCUUCCGAGUAGGUCGUUCAACUGUUGGUGGUAUUGUGAAAGAAGUCUGUAAAGAAAUUUGGAAUACAUUACAACCAGAAUAUAUGCCAUCGCCUACUGAAGAGACAUGGAUACAAUCAGAGAAAGGUUAUAGGGAAACCUGGAACUUCCCGAAUUGUGUCGGUAGUAUCGAUGGAAAACAUAUCGCUAUAAAGUGUCCCAAAAAUAGUGGAUCAGAAUAUUUUUGCUACAAGAAGUUUUUUUCUGUAGUUCUUCUUGCUAUAGUUGAUCCAUGUUAUAAAUUCACCGUCAUCGAGGCACCGAGGAGCCCGUUCCUCAUGUAUUUAUUGGCGAUGAAGGUUUUGCUUUAAAAACGUAUUUGAUGCGUCCUUUCCCAAGAGCUUCAGCCACACAAGACGAAAGAAAAACAAAGUUUAAUAAAAGACUUUGCAGGGCACGUCGGGUGGUUGAAAAUGCGUUUGGGAUAUUAGCACAAAAAUGGCGCAUUUUUUUACGCCCUAUUGAUUGUGACGUAGACACAGGAAUUGAUGUUAUUAAAGCUGCAGGUUGUUAACAUAAUUACUUACGAACAAAACAAGAAACAGCAAUUUCAUCUCCAGAGUUGGAAGACGAAAGCGAACCUAUACGUGCUCUAAUAACUCAUCGUCCUACAAAUAGAAGAUCAACGACUGCAGCAUUCGAAACUCGUGAAAAAUUUGUGUCUUAUUUUAAUCAAUAAACAAUUUUUUUUCACAUUA